GAAAAUCUCCCCAAUUUGCGGGAGCGCCAAAAACCGUGCCGACUUUAUAACGAACAAUAUGCAAGAAGCACAAUCUACCGGAAGUGCAUGGCCAGCACCGCCAAAUUAUUACAAACGCUAUACACUUGAAAAUGUUCAACUCUUACGCGAAGCACAGAAAAAAGGAGAGUUUCCUGAUGCACCAAUCCAACAACCACCAUUACCCGAGUUCUAUCUACAAGCCAUGGAGCCACCACCGGUACCUACCGAUUCCUACACAGUAUUCGAUCAAAAGUGGCAGGUACAAGAUCGUCUACCAACAUUAAGUGAACUGGGCGUCAAGCAGUUAUUCCCGGCAGGUCCUAUUGAUAGAAUUCAAGAACUGAAAAAACUUAAUCGAGCAUUGAUCGUACAAUUCUUGGACUUGCUUGAUGUGCUGGUUAAAAACCCUGAAGAGUUUGGAUCACGUAUAGAGAACAUCAGCACUAUAUUUAUUAAUAUGCAUCAUAUACUAAAUGAAUACCGACCACAUCAGGCUCGCGAAACACUUCGAUUGCUCAUGGAGAGUCAACUGGCAAAGAAGCGACAAAUGACAGCAGAUUUACGAGAAAAAAACGAAGCAAUGGUGCAGUCCUUAAAACAAUUCAGCCAAGAAACAUCCCAAACGUUGGCCUCGAUCGUCACCGACCCACAUACUGACCUUGAUAACCAGACACAUCAACAGGACACAUCAAGGAUAAACGAUGAGGAUGUAGAAAUGAAAAAUGUAACAGAUGAUCAUGACAUACCAGAAGCAGAUAGUAUUCGGGCUGCAAUAGAAGCCAUCGAUUAAAACAACAACAGUAAAAAAAUAAUGAUAAAAAGGGAUCAGCCGGAGUGGUGGUUCACAUUUCCA
Molecule: messenger RNA, 874 nt
Organism: Radiomyces spectabilis
Lineage: Eukaryota; Fungi; Mucoromycota; Mucoromycetes; Mucorales; Radiomycetaceae
Product: MED7 protein-domain-containing protein
Exons: 6
Coding region: 59-811 (250 amino acids)
Biological process (GO): regulation of transcription by RNA polymerase II
Cellular component (GO): core mediator complex; mediator complex
Molecular function (GO): transcription coregulator activity
Source: RefSeq, a predicted model, not a curated record